Molecule: messenger RNA, 1971 nt
Organism: Peronospora matthiolae
Lineage: Eukaryota; Oomycota; Peronosporomycetes; Peronosporales; Peronosporaceae
Source: the annotation of a GenBank genome assembly
AUGUUUCACGGCAACUUGGCCAGAACAAAAGAGACAACUUUGACUCAAACGCGUGCGGUAGAACCAUCGGGGGCAACACCUCGCUGCACUGGUCAGUCUUUGGUCCAGAUCCGCACCGUUCUCCUUUGUUCUAGAGUUGUCUCCUGCAUCUCGACAGCACCACGGGCUGCUAGCUACAAGGAGAAGAAGAAGAAGACGCUCCGUUCAAUUCAUUCUGCAACUUGCAGCAAAGGCGAGUCACAACCUCAACCUCCACCUGAACCUCCACCUCCACCACUCGACAGCUUGAGUCCUCGCUCAGCAGCAUUCAACCGUCCAGCAGCAACCAUGAAAGUCUUGGUUUUCUCGAUCUUUAGUCUUUCUGCGGCCUUGCCAGCAUCAGCUGGUACCCCCAAGUACGACGAGGACCUCGGCUGCUGGCCAAUCAGCGUCGAGCGUGACGCCACCUACUGCAUCGACGGGCCCGUCUGCAGCGGCGAGGGCUCGUCGCCUGCCGGAUCCUCGUGCCCUGUCAAAGGUGAUGUGGCGAUCGCCGACUGUGACUCGAAUGUCACUCGCGACAGUGUCGGCGACUACUGCGAGCUGUCAGUCGACACCGUCUGUGAGGUCAUUCACACGGGGGCCUGGGGAUGCGUCAUCCCAACAAACGACCACGCCGACUCUUCUAAACAUAACCGUCCGCACCACCGUAACUCGCGCGACCGUAACUCGCACGACCGUAACUCGCAUCACCGUAACUCGCACCGCGGUGCCCAUCACCACCGUAACUCCCACGACGGUAACUCCAAAGACCGACACUCCCACUACGGUAGUCAGAACCAAGAUUCGUCCUACUAUAACAGCGACAGUGGUGGCUACAACAGCGGCAGCUACGAAGGUGAUGACGAACACAACAACGGCCACCACAUGAGCGACUACAACGACAUCAACGGCCACCAAUUAAACGAGAACCACAACGGCGGUAACCACAACAAUGGCAAUCACGAAAAUGGCGCCCACAAGAGCGACAGCCAUGAAGAUGAUAGCUACAAGAACAACAACGACCAUCACAUGAUCGACCACCACAUGAGUGACCGGCACACGAGCGACCACCACAGCAGCAACAAUCACAACAGUGGUAAGCACAAUGGUGGUAAGCACAACAGCAACGGUAGCAGCAACGACAAGAGCAGUGGCAAACGCAUCAGCGGCAACUACGAAAAUGACAUCAACAACUGCGGAACCCAGAAGAGCGACGAGCACAACCACGGACACCACAAGGGCGACAACUGCAACAGUGGCAGCUAUGGAGAUGACGACAACAUCAAUGACGACGACAACAACAACGACCACUACAAGAGCGGCAACAACAACAACGACCACUACAAGAGCGGCAACAACAACAACGACCGCUACAAGAGCGGCAACAACAACAACGGAUAUUACAUGAGCGACCACCACAAGAGCGGCAGCUACGAAUACGACAGCAACAACCACAACAACGGCCACCACAACAGCGGCAGCUACGAAGAUGGCAGCUAUGGAAAGGACGACCACACCAAGGACGACGACAACAGCGACAGCUAUGAAGAUGACAACAACAACAACAGCGACAGCUAUGAAGAUGACAACUACAACAGCGACAGAUAUGAAGAUGAAAGCUACAACAACGACUACAGCACCGGCGACUACAAUGGCGGUAGCUAUAAAGAUGGUAGCUUCGGCAGUGGGUCUGCCGGUAGCAGCAGCUACAAAGAUGGCAGCUUUGGCAGUGGGUCUGCUGAUCGCAGAAUUAUGGCCGGCAUAAUGACGCAGAAGGCCGGCACUAAAGGAGCUUCAUCUGGUGGAGUUUCCGUGGGCGUGGUUGGUGCAGUAGCGGCUGCAGCAGCGGCUGUGGCAGCUGUGGCGGGGGUGGCCAUUUACCGACAGCACGGUACGACAAAAUCGAAGAAACCGGUGAACACGACGGUAGUGGAGGUCGUGACGCCUUGA